CUAUUUUUUAUUAUUAUUGCCAAAUUAUGUCAUUUUCUUAUUUUUUUUCUCUUUCUUUAAAUGAAAAGUAAAAGGGAAUCCAAGCCAACAAGUGAAGAAGAGGAUUUAUUAUCCAACACAGCUAAAGGAGCAUCUUAUCUUAUCCUACUUCAAUUUAUAUCUCGUAUGCUUACCUUUUCACUAAACCAAGUUGUCUUGAGAUACACCACACCUGAUGCCUUUGGCAUCGCUUCAGUCAACUUGGAACUACUCGCCUCAACUAUUCUGUUUAUUUCUCGUGAAGGCUUUAGGGCUGCAUUGACACGGUCUACCAAGAACCAGCAGCAGAUCGUUAACCUUGCUUACAUUCCAGCCUGUCUAGGUUUUGUGUCGACUACUUUAUGCUGUGGAUACUAUUUAUCGACAAUCAGCUCUAAAGAGGCCGACAUAUACCCUUAUUAUCGUACAUCUGUCGUAUUAUAUGGAUUAGCAUCCUUAUUUGAACUAAUAGCAGAGCCACUGUUUAUUGUCGCUUUAAAUAAACUUUAUUUCCAGCUACGCGUCACUGUCGAAGGAACAGCUGUCAUCUUGAGAUGUUUGGUAACCUUUGCAUUAACCUUGUAUGGUUACAGUAUCCUGUCCUUUGCCAUAGCUCAAUUCGUUUAUGGCUUGGUCAUGAUGCUAGGAUACCUCGGUUACUUUUUAUACAAGGAGAAAUCAUGGUCAAGUCUAUUACCAAGGAAGAUCAAGGACGAUGAAAGAAGGGAAUAUUGGUUUGAAAAGACAUUGCUUAACUUAGGAAUUACCAUGACAAAGCAAUCUUUGCUAAAGCAUGUCCUAACAGAAGGAGAUAAAAUGCUAAUCUCAGUUCUGAGCACAGACAGAGAUAAGGGUGUCUAUGGAUUUACAGUCAAUUACGGAUCACUUGUCGCACGUAUCUUAUUUCAACCUCUGGAAGAGACAGGAAGAACGUUUUUUUCAAAAAUGUUGGCUGAUAAACAGAACACCUCUGCUCGUCAAACAGCGUAUCAUGUCCUAGUAACCUUUUUGCAAUUCCACAUCUUGUUAGGCCUUCUUUUCGUUUGCUUUGCUACGAAUUACACGCGUACCUUGGUUGAUCUACUGGCUGGAUCAACAUGGUCAAUCCAAAGUGAUGCGCCCAAGGUACUCGCUAUCUACUGCAUGUAUGUUCCUUUCAUGGGCGUCAAUGGUAUUACGGAAGCCUUUGUACAGGCGAUUGCUAAUAAGCAGGACCUAAACCGACUUAGCUAUUUUAUGGUCUUCUUUUCUGCUUGCUUCCUCAUUUCGGGAAUUGUCUUUAUGUACUGGUUCCCUCUAGGAGCGAUUGGGCUUGUGCUUGCCAACAUGGUUAACCUAAGUGUCCGUAUAAUCUAUAGUUGGUUCUUUAUUUGUAGAUAUUUCGAAAAACCGAAAAGCAUUUGGUCAUGGUUUCCGCAUCCUAUGACUAUCAUGAGCUUUGUUACAGCAUGGUUUAUAACACAGUGGUCAGAAAACUAUGUGGGAUGGUACACACUAAGACAAAAGGCAGCUCAUAUUGGUGUUGGCAUCCUUUGCUUUGGAUUGGUUGCCAUUAUCACAUUAUGGAAAGAAGGAGCAUUUAUUUCAAACAUUAAGCGGUUAUCAAAGUCAAAAAGAACAUAACAUGUAUAAUAAAUCCUUAAUCAUUAUUGUGGCCAAGAUAAGGAUAAAGCCAUUGUUGUCAUAUCCUUGACUAAAACGUCAGAUUAAAACGAUUGUAAUCCGCUCAUUUUUUUUCUUUCUUUUUCUCAUGGAUCUCUUUGACAUCAAGUCUCCACAUAAUAAAUACGUGCAAGUAGCAUGGUAUGGG
Molecule: messenger RNA, 1828 nt
Organism: Rhizopus microsporus ATCC 52813
Lineage: Eukaryota; Fungi; Mucoromycota; Mucoromycetes; Mucorales; Rhizopodaceae
Product: Rft-1-domain-containing protein
Exons: 4
Coding region: 61-1641 (526 amino acids)
Biological process (GO): glycolipid translocation; dolichol-linked oligosaccharide biosynthetic process
Cellular component (GO): endoplasmic reticulum membrane
Source: RefSeq, a predicted model, not a curated record